Corythoichthys intestinalis (scribbled pipefish) is the source of this 2178-nucleotide messenger RNA. It is a transcript of the gene zbtb35, whose product is annotated as zinc finger protein 131. The record is from RefSeq and is a predicted model, not a curated record. The transcript has 9 exons. Gene Ontology annotation, cellular component: nucleus. Gene Ontology annotation, biological process: regulation of transcription by RNA polymerase II. Gene Ontology annotation, molecular function: protein binding; DNA-binding transcription factor activity, RNA polymerase II-specific. Bases 188 to 1870 code for a protein of 560 amino acids. NCBI's taxonomy places the organism in Eukaryota, Metazoa, Chordata, Actinopteri, Syngnathiformes, Syngnathidae.
CACCAAGCAACGACGCGUCCUUAACAUCGCAAAGGCUUAUGGGAUACUGAGGCCUUUGCGUCCACCGACCGCCCUUUUUGGAAAAGCCAGACAAGCACAGCCAGCGCUACAUGACCCGAAGGAAAUAUCACCCUAAAAAACUCUUCAAACCGCCAUUAAGGACCCCAAGUAAAGAAUCCAGUGAAUAAUGGCGGCUGAAGACGAGUUUCCUGCUCAUUACAAAGUCAUGAUGGACAAACUGAAUGAACAGCGACAAUUGGACCAGUUCACAGACAUCACUUUGAUUGUAGAUGGGCACCAAUUCCGAGCACACAAGGCAGUGUUGGCAGCAUGCAGUCAGUUUUUUCACAAGUUCUUCCAAGAUUUUACUCAAGAACCCCUGGUGGAAAUUGAAGGAGUAAGUAACAUGGCAUUCCGCCAACUGAUGGAGUUCACAUACACAGCCACGUUAGCUGUUGCAGGAAAGGAAGAAGCCUUCGACAUCUGGAAGGCUGCCGAAUACCUCCAGAUGCAGGAAGCCAUCAAGGCACUCACCAACAAGAUAACUGAUUCUUCAUCGGUGACGCCAAAGAACAACAGUAUAAAGAGGAAGAUUGCCGAGACAUCUUGCGUCAUCACAGAAGCCCUACCUAUGGUGGAGGGGGAGCAGGUGGAGAUAGAGAUGAUAGCAGAUGGUGCAAUUGAGGUAGAGGAGUCUGGGCUGGAGGAAGUAGUGGACGCGGCAAAGAAUGCCCAAUCAAAUGAUUCCGCUUUGGCUCUCCUUGCUGACAUCACCAGCAAGUAUCAGCAGGAGGAACCCUCCAUACAGGUCAUUAAGAAGGGAGAUAUAGAAGAGGAAGUUUUGUAUCAGGAAGAAACGGUGACUGCCUCUAAGGUGCUGGAGAAUGCAGACCUGCCGCAAGUCCAGUUUUCCCAAUUGGACAAUGCUUUUCGUUGUAGCAAGUGUGACCGAACCUUCAAGUUGUACUACCACCUUAAGCAGCACCUGAAAACGCACCUGAAUCUGCUGAAGAAGCAGCACGUGUGCAGCCACUGUGGCAAAGCUUACACGCGGGAGGGUGCCUUGAAUCAGCAUUUGAAUGCUUUCCAUUUUGAUGCGGAGGAGCAGGCCCAAAACCAGAAAGCCCCAAAGAGAGUUCACAUUUGCGAAUACUGCAAAAAGCACUUCGACCACUUUGGACAUUUUAAGGAACACCUUCGAAAGCAUACUGGUGAAAAACCAUACGAGUGCCCAGACUGUCAUGAACGAUUUGCGAGGAACAGCACACUCAAGUGCCAUAUGGCGGCCUGUCAAAAUGGCGCCGGAGCCAAGAAAGGACGCAAGAAACUCUAUGAAUGCCAGGUAUGUAGCAGUGUGUUCAACAGCUGGGACCAAUUCAAAGACCAUCUUGUGAGCCACACUGGACACAAACCCAACCAUUGCACGAUGUGUGACUUGUGGUUCACUGCCCCCCAAGAGCUAAAGGCCCACCUUAAAGACGUUCACUCCAUUGAGGAAGAAAAAUCAAGCGAAGAACAGGUCAUCACUGACACCGCAGCCACAGCAGCUCUCACCAUCACCACGCAGAACAUUGAGACCACAGAGACGGUGCUGUUGGACGACGGCAUCCAGGUUGAGCACGUAACGGUAAACCCCAUUGAGGUGAUAGAGAUGGAGGAGACGACUACAGUCGUGGUGGAGGACGGUGGUGUUGCAGAGAUGUGCGAGGAGGAUGUGGAGAGACUGAAACAAGCCGGCAUACAGAUCCAAAUGGUCCGCGUGUCCUCCAAGGAGCUGAAUGAGCAGGAGGUGGCGCAGGCUCAGGUGGAAGUGGAGUUGGACUCUGAGAUGAUGAACGUGGAGGAAACAAUACAAACAGUGGUUGUAUGAAAAUGCGACCUAAGCCAUGCAUGAAAUGUACUGAACACCAAGUUCCUUUUUGCGGGAAGGGAGGGGUCACAUUCUCAACAUCCUGAACUCUGACAAAUGCUGCAAAUGGUCAAAGAUGUAGAUUUGUCACAUUAUAUUUAUUUUAAAGUUCUCACCCUAUCUAAAACUGAGUGAUCUUUUUCCCCUUUCUCAUCUGGCAAAAUCAUUUUGCUAAACAUCUUAUUUCUCAGUGCUUAUGCUGCAGCUUUGUUCAAGCUAAUACAUUUUUUGUAGUGAAAAUUACAGUAAUAAACUGUUGCCAGAACAUC